Molecule: messenger RNA, 994 nt
Organism: Platichthys flesus (European flounder)
Lineage: Eukaryota; Metazoa; Chordata; Actinopteri; Pleuronectiformes; Pleuronectidae
Product: WAS/WASL-interacting protein family member 3
Exons: 2
Coding region: 127-561 (144 amino acids)
Source: RefSeq, a predicted model, not a curated record
CACUCCUCUUCAACUCUCCAGCGCCACCAUCAGGCCAAUCACCCGAAACGUGCUCGGCAACAGACCUCCACCUCCUGCCCUCAUCCUCACCCAGGACCUUCUUCCCUCCCCCUGUCAGAUACGACCAUGGCACCCUGGGGGGGCCUGAUUCUCUCCGAUUCCUCCUUUACGUCAAUCCCAACUCAACCUCCUCUGCAACCGCCCCCUCCCCCUCCUGCUCCUCAGCCCACGCCCUGCACCCCUUACCGUGGGAGACAGAAUGAAGAAGAUGAAGAAGAUUCAUGUUCAAGCUUUAGCUCCGAGAUUACAUCACCUCCUCGUCCAGACCUUCAGGGCAAUGCAGGUGCAGGAGGUCGAGGGUUGCGGGCAAGGCGGAGGGUGUUGCCCCAGCGCCGGGUGCCUCGUCCUCCUCGCCUCCCACCACUGCGACCAGUCACCAAUCUCAGCUUCUCUCGGAGCUUCACCUUCUCUUUCUUCGAGCUGCCACUGCACGAGUCGCCUCGCUGUCGGGCCGAACGCGUCAGAAACCUUAUGCUGCUUUUGAGACAGAUGCACUACUGAAGAACCACAGCUGCACAGACUGCGUGAUCUAUAAUAACUAUUCUACAAUGAUGAUAUACAAAUUCCAUACAUACUCAUAGGACAGUAUGAUUGAAACACAGCAAGUGGAGAUGUGACUCCACUUCUCCACUUGCUAAUUAUAUUAUUAUUAUUUUAAUUUAUCAGUGGUAGUUAGUGGUAGCAUGUUAAUCUCACUGUCAAAGUACCCGUGUUGCAGUGAGUGAAGUUGAAUUAUUAUUAAUAAUUUGAAUCCUUAGAUUAAUAUGUAUUUGUGUUUUUAAUCUGAUGAAAUUACAUGUUUUUUUGUUGUUGUUUAGAGUUGAAUCAAAGUCACUCCCAAGUUGUGUCCAAGUUAUUUUUUAAAUUCUAGAGAGUAAAUAUGAUCAGAGAGAUGUUUGUAAUUUGUAGGGUUGGGUACCGAGAACCGGUCCUC